Ectocarpus siliculosus is the source of this 1053-nucleotide messenger RNA. Lineage: Eukaryota; Phaeophyceae; Ectocarpales; Ectocarpaceae. The record is from the annotation of a GenBank genome assembly.
AAGCCAACAAACUAACGGUACCCUCUCUUGGAGCAUGACUGCCAUCGCUAAUGCAUUGGGCCUGGGGAAUCUACCGGUUGGCAUCCAAUAUGCCGUGAUCGGAUUGGUGGUCGCUCAUGUGCUGGCUUUCUCGUACUGGCUACUACGCAUCACGACCGAUAAGAAGCGACUCGAGAUGCGCUUCAAGGAGGAGUAAGGGGCGGGGAAACGAGGAGCGAGGAGCGUGUCAGAGACUUGCUGAGUUCGGCUUGUGUUGCUUCCGCGAACUCAGUACGUGCGGGCGGCUGCUGCUGUACGAUGCUCCUCUUGUAAUCUUGUAAUUGUAGGAUUGAACUUUUGAAAGAUUAAGGUUAGUGGUAAUGUGAAGUUUCUCUUAGCGAAACGAAACCGAUAGGGUAAGUCGGUAGCUUGCCCGUGGGCAUGUUUGGGAGUGUUUUGGUCGUUGAAUGCUGGCCAAACAUACGAGGUUACCGAGGUGCGAGAGGUACCCUUGCUUUGCUUCCGUCACAUGGAGCAUUUGGGCGAUGCAUGUCACAGCGGCGCGAUGCCUCAUUGGUUCGUCAAGCCCUGUUUCUUUGCGCACAUGUAAGCAUAGCGUUGCCCUAGAUUUGAUAGGCAUGGAGGUCGGGGAUGAAUUCCAACAGCUUGCUUGACCCACAAGACGUUGGUGCUGGCAAGAGUAUUUAUCCUCGCCACCCCGAGGUCCUUGAAGCACCCGGCAAACCCUUUCAUCAACAGCCCUGUAGGCCUAGAUAGUGCAGCUCCUCUCCUUGUAGUUCUUUUGCCGUGUACUAGAAUCUGCGGAUGAGGCGAGAUCAAACAUGCGUGAGCGCAAGUAAGCACUUUGGCGCCGAUGAACGGAUGCCCAAGCGGGUGUAGCGCUGGGUAGUGCUGUAUCCCGAUAAAUUCUGGGUGAAUGCCCCGGGGGUGCACAAAAGGAUAGAAUGUUCUUUAGUUUGGCUGCAGAGAACGCGUUGGGGCGUUCUCAAAGGUACGCAGUAAUGGAGGGGCGAAAAAUACUUGAAAAAAAAGGGGGGGGAGAUAAAUCCCCGC